CGGUCGUACCUACUGAGAAACACAACAAUGCCUUUGAAACAUAUUCCAAAUGUGUUGUCACCAAAUCUGCUACAUGUGUUAGCAUCCAUGGGGCAUGGUGACGAAAUAGUUUUGGCAGAUGCUAAUUUUCCAACGGCAUCAAUUUGCAAGUCUGGUCCAAUUGAAGUCCGAGCGGAUGGAAUCGACAUCCCGACAUUAAUGGAUGCCAUCCUCCAGCUGUUGCCGUUAGAUACCUAUGUAGAUCGUCCUAUAGCCCUGAUGGACCUCGUACCUAGUGAUAAACAAAGAGGACUACAGACACCAGUAUGGGAAAAGUACAAGACCAUCGCUUACAAACAUGAAGGAAAAGCGAUUGAUGUACAGCUUGUAGAGAGAUUUGCAUUUUAUGAACGAGCCAAAAAAGCCUUUGCUGUUGUCCACACAGGAGAAACAGCCUUAUAUGGAAAUAUAAUUUUAAAGAAAGGUGUUGUGGCCUAAUGAUGGAGAACUAAUCAGUCUACACAGUUCACAAAGACCAAGGGUAGAAAACAUUCCACAUAAUGUUGUAUUGUUAUAAUUAUAUACCUUGGAUAUUACAUGACAAUGUGUAAAGUUCCAAAGAUAAAAUUGAUUUAUAAUCAGAGAUACAGUUUACGUGAUAUUGGUUGGAAAUGCAUUUAGUUGUACAUGUGUACUGUGACCUUCAUAAAGAUUGAGGUCUCCAAUAUGUAAGAUCAUUUAAGUCACUGAAUAAUGAUUAUACUCGUAGAAUCAUGUACAAUGUAUUGAUUUAAUCAAGUGCUAUAUUGUUGUGUAAUAGAACAGAAUUUUACUUUGAUUUAUAAUUCUUACAUCUUAGGACCAAUAGCUAUCGUUUUGUGUAUCAAAUAGAUAAUUAAUUUUGCCUAAAGAAUAUGAUUAAUUUUGAUUUUGUAUUCUGAUUAGUUGUUGAUCUGUUGCAUAGAUAAGCAGUGUAGUAAGGACAUUUUUUGUCACUGCCAGGUGUAGGUUAUGUGAGUGAUAUUUUUUCCUUGACUAUGCAGAGUCGUAAGGAAAUUUUGUAUCAAUGUCAGAUGUAGGUUAUGGGAAUGAUAUUUUUACCUGACCAUGUUUAGUGUUUUCACAGUAAUUUUUUCAGGGUUGACUGUUGCACAUCUUGGGCAAGUUGUUUGUAUAUGAUGAAGAGCAGAUGAAACACUUUAUGGUAUUGUAUGUAGCAUUUCAAAAAUAACAACAAAAUCAACAAAUGGUAUAAUUGCCUUCAAAAACUGGGUUCCCUGAACUUACCAUAGAACAGAUUGAGGAUUUUGCAACAUUUUGAUCUGACUGAGUUACAAAAUAUCUCUUCAAACUUCCAUAUGGAAUUAAAAAUAUCCUGAAAGUGUAAAGUAUUUCAAAUAAAUUUAAUAACAGAUACAAUGUAUAUCCAUUUCUGAUUUCAAUUGAAUGUUUUUUUUUCUCAAGUCAUAUGUGAUUUCUAGAUUAUGGCUCAGGGACCUUCAUUUUUUUUCUGUGAAGGAAAGAAUUAUUUUGUCCCUUCCAAGGAAGAUGUUGAAGGUUCCCAAUUUGGCAUGAAAUCAAUUAAUAUAUUGCAUGCAUAUGAUUAAAUAUGGUUAUUUUGAAUGUAAAUCUGUUUGAUAUUAAUUACUAGUGUAUCUUGUUGAUCCAUUUGUCCUUGUUUUAUAUUUUAUACAUGUAUGUUGAUAAGUAUGGUAGUUUUAUGAAGGUGUAGGUGUUGGUUAUCUCUGCAUUUUAAUUUUGUUCUAAUUAAAAUAUUUUGUGUGUA
Molecule: messenger RNA, 1765 nt
Organism: Ylistrum balloti
Lineage: Eukaryota; Metazoa; Mollusca; Bivalvia; Pectinida; Pectinidae
Product: fucose mutarotase-like
Exons: 6
Coding region: 28-477 (149 amino acids)
Biological process (GO): fucose metabolic process
Molecular function (GO): racemase and epimerase activity, acting on carbohydrates and derivatives; fucose binding
Source: RefSeq, a predicted model, not a curated record